Messenger RNA from Chelmon rostratus (copperband butterflyfish), 6847 nucleotides. It is a transcript of the gene mapk8b, whose product is annotated as mitogen-activated protein kinase 8b. The transcript is spliced from 12 exons. The coding region runs from base 341 to 1753 and encodes 470 amino acids. Gene Ontology annotation, biological process: JNK cascade; protein phosphorylation. Gene Ontology annotation, cellular component: cytoplasm; nucleus. Gene Ontology annotation, molecular function: JUN kinase activity; ATP binding. The record is from RefSeq and is a predicted model, not a curated record. NCBI's taxonomy places the organism in Eukaryota, Metazoa, Chordata, Actinopteri, Chaetodontiformes, Chaetodontidae.
GAAACAUCGCAAGGUUUCGACGACGUUGGUAUGAAAUGGCAGAAACUGCUUGUGUCACGGAAGCACAAAGAUUAGGUUACGUUGAAGCUACACAUGUAUUUUGCGAUGAUCCCGGCCUGCUAGUGUGAGGGAAACGGGAGUGUAUCCGGAAGAAAAAGGGAUUAAAGAGCUGUUUUUUUUCUCCAAAAAAAAAAAGAAAAAAAAAAAACGUCCGGGUUGUGUCUCCAGUAGGCAGCAAACAGCGACUGCGGGUCGACACUGUUGGAAUUAACCGGAGAGUGGUCUCGAGAGGGGAACUCCACUUGGAUGCCCAGUCACAGCGUUUGUCCAAGGCUUCACCAUGAACCGGAACAAGCGUGAAAAGGAGUACUAUAGUAUAGAUGUGGGCGACUCAACUUUCAUGGUUUUAAAGCGCUACCAGAACCUCAGACCCAUCGGAUCCGGAGCACAGGGAAUUGUCUGUUCAGCGUAUGACCACAACUUGGAGAGGAACGUCGCCAUCAAGAAGCUGAGCCGGCCGUUUCAGAAUCAGACUCACGCAAAACGGGCCUACAGAGAGCUGGUGCUCAUGAAAUGUGUCAACCACAAGAACAUAAUCGGCCUAUUAAAUGUAUUCACACCACAGAAGACACUGGAAGAAUUCCAAGAUGUGUAUCUCGUGAUGGAGCUGAUGGAUGCCAACCUCUGCCAGGUGAUUCAGAUGGAGCUGGACCACGAGAGGCUGUCCUACCUGCUCUACCAGAUGCUGUGUGGAAUCAAACACCUGCACGCUGCCGGCAUCAUACACAGGGUGAGGCGCAGCCACACGCAUGCAGACCCAUGGAACAGUUUGCGUGCAUCAGCUCCAGAUAAGCAGGACCUGAAGCCCAGCAAUAUUGUGGUGAAGUCUGACUGCACACUGAAGAUCCUGGACUUUGGCCUGGCGAGGACAGCCGCCACCGGCCUCCUCAUGACGCCCUACGUGGUCACCCGUUACUACCGCGCCCCUGAAGUCAUCCUGGGCAUGGGCUACCAGGCCAAUGUUGAUGUCUGGUCUGUUGGCUGCAUCAUGGCCGAAAUGGUCCGGGGUAGUGUGUUGUUUCCAGGCACUGAUCAUAUUGACCAGUGGAAUAAGGUGAUCGAGCAGCUGGGCACACCGUCUCAGGAGUUCCUGAUGAAGCUCAACCAGUCAGUGAGAACCUACGUGGAGAACAGGCCACGGUAUGCCGGCUACAGCUUCGAGAAGCUCUUCCCUGACGUCCUGUUUCCUGCAGACUCUGAACACAACAAACUGAAAGCGAGCCAAGCCCGAGACCUGUUAUCCAAGAUGCUGGUAAUAGACGCGUCAAAGCGGAUCUCAGUGGAUGAAGCUCUCCAGCACCCUUAUAUCAACGUGUGGUAUGACCCGACUGAAGUGGAGGCGCCGCCACCAGUGAUCACAGACAAGCAGCUGGAUGAGAGAGAGCACACAGUGGAGGAGUGGAAAGAGUUGAUAUACAAAGAAGUGUUGGACUGGGAGGAGAGGACAAAGAAUGGUGUCAUCAGGGGACAGCCAGCUUCCAUAGGUGCAACAGUGAGCAGCGGCCCCCAGCAGCACCACCAGCACCACACCUCCACGUCCUCCUCCGCCAACGACGUCUCCUCCACGUCCACCGACCCGACCCUGACCGACACCGACAGCAGCCUGGAGACAGCCAGCACCACUGCUGUCCCCGCCGCCGCCCCCGCCGCUGCUGCUGCUACAGCCAGCGCCCCCCUGGGCUGCUGCAGAUGACUAUCAUCUCCACCUCCUUCUGGUCCUGGUCUGGGCCUGCCCCCUGGUCACAUCCGAGACCGCUUGCCCGACACUGGCCCCUGGUCCCAACCCCCCUGCAUUUGCCUCCUCCCACCUCCUCUCUGUGCUUGUCUUCAGUAGUGUAGCGAUUAGCCAGCUAGCUGUUUGGGAACUAUUUUGAUUUCUGAAAGGACAGAUCUUUAUUCUUUUUUUAUUACAGUUAUAGUCUUUUUUUUUAAAUUAGGAUUUCUUUUCAUUUGAGUCCUAGCUGUAAUUUAUUGUGGCAUUUCUUAAUUUUUCAGAAACCUAAGAUGAUGAUAAGAGAAUUUUUAUGAUUUCACUAUGUUCCGGUUUGCAUUAACCGACAGUGAGAAUUUAAAGGAAUACCUGUAAAAUGUUUUAAUGUGAUCUAUUUUUCUGUUGAAAGUCAUUUGUUUCACUUGUAAGCUACUGCUUUUACAACUUGCCAUAUAAAUGUAGACUGAGUUUGUACAGAUUUUAUGGUAGAUGUAGUUUUAUCUUCGAUACAAGUUUGCAGUGAGCCAUUGAAACAUAAUCGAAUUGACAAAUGUAUGGUUUUGGUCCUCCCCUCAUCUGUUUUAGCUCACAUAAUAUGGAUACUGUUUUACAUGCAUCUGACAUUUCCGUUUAUUUGACCUGAGAUCAUGUAGAUUUACUUGUGAAAAUGUUUCUUGUGAGUCACGACUACUUCCCACAUUGUAAAAUUUUAAUGAAAGCUUUAUAAGUUUGCUCAUUCUUCACUUCCUGGUCAGACAUGAUAGGAUUUCAAAAUGAAUUUCACUCACCAUGUGAUUCAUUUUACCGUCUACAUUUAAGCUAUAGGAUUGAUGAUGGCACAGUUAGGUCCUGCAAGAUAACGUGGAGCUUUUUGAUGACGGUCUUCUGUAUUUUUAAGUGCUUUAAAGUACCUCUUCCUCUUGUCUGCAACAGGCUGUGAAACAUUAUGGGACUGGAGUGGUGGUAUUGCUUUGGAGGACUGGGUGCACGGAGCUCUUUCACGCUCUCCACUGGCUUGCUUUGACAGUGAGGUAUUGCUAACAGUUCAGGACUUGAGAAUGUUGUUUUUAUUUAUUUUUUUUUUCUGUUUGUUUUUUUGUCUGGCGCUUCGGGAGGUUUUUCGAGAUGUAGAGUUGUGCGAAGUCGUAAAAUUGGUGACGGUUUAAGUAGAAUGUGCUUCGGUCAAGUAGGGAAUUGUGAUAUUGGGAACGCAUGUGAACGUGUUGGUUUUUCGGUGUUUUGGAGGGAUAGUGACUCUGCAGCCUGAUGGAACAGCGUGAAAAGAUGUCUACUUCCUACCACCAGAUCCCGUUUUUAGUCAUGUGCUUUUGUGAAUUUGGAAAUUUGAAAGUGAUUUUUCUAAAAGUUGGCCAAACUCUUUGUGUACCAGACUUGCCUGCAAUUGUGAAUAAAACUCAAAGAACGUAAAACUUAGCAUGUUAAACAGCAGCACAAACAACCAGAGUCAAAAGAAACGAGUUAUUCUUUCGGUAUGCAAUAAUAGUGCCCUAUUUGUGUGUGUUUGGUUUAACUUUGGAGGGAAAAGUGCCUGUUGUUAGUCAUUCAUUCCUGAGUACCUGGGAGGAAGUAUAUUCAUCAUAUGUAGGGUUUUAUGGCGUCUGGAUAACAACAGUAGUUUCCAUAUCAAACCAAUAAUGUAUGACGGGGCUGUAGUUUUCACAAAUGUGUCGUAUAUUUUUCUACUUGUUUUGAUUUCGACCCUUGAGUGGGAGACUGUGGUGUCUUGCAGGGUAAGAAGGUGAUGACGUAUACGUUGAGAUGCUUAAGCAUGUGUUUGAGUCAUUUCAGAAGAAAAGGCAGUUUUAUCAAGGUCUUUCAUCAAAGUAAAAAGAAGUGUUUCUUUGCCGUGACAGCAACCGAAAUAUAGGUUAAUAACAGUUUUUUGGCUUUUCUCUGAGUGCUAAUUCAAUGUGAUGACUGUAGGAGAGAAGAAUGAACGGGAUAGACAUGUUUUAAAAUUCAACUACUGGAUCAAACUAAAUGAGUGAACUCUGCGACUGAAUUGUUGUCAGUAUUUUCUGAUGGUUUUGGAUGCUGUUGGAAGGCAGACUGAUGCGUUAGUUCCAAAAACAAAUCUGAGAGGCAGAGCCAAACAGCCGCACUCUGGCUGAGUCAUUUUUUAAAGUCUUUAAACGCUUGUGCUUCUAACUGAAAAAAAGCUCUAACCAUAGUAACUGUGGUUGAAACAAGCCAUAUUAGCAUAAAGCUAUCUAGGCAAGUUGUGUCAUGGUUUGUUGACGUUUUGAGGAUCAUGACUAUCAUUGUCAUAGCGGAAUGAGAGCCCGUGAUAUUUUCAGUUUCAAUUUAUUGCUCAACCAUUGAGGCGUCAUGCAGCCUCUCCGCCUGCCAGAAAUGUUUGCAGAACUAAACUUCUGAUCUGCAAGAGGCCGAGUUGGGAUGCAUUGCACUGUCAUGGAUCAUGAGCAGGUGUUGUGGAUGUUGACAGCAGAGACAUAAACAUUACUGUGUCUACCUUGAACCUGUCUUGGUCUGUGAUAAAGAUGCUUUUCUAGGAAGCUCAAAGCGAAGUUGCAAGAACGGUUGUGUUUAGGCUGUAGCAUAUGCUGCUUAGCUCUGUGCUGUGCUCUGCUUUAGAAACGUGUUAUUGUCUGCCAAACGUGUAAGGCUAAACAUGGAUGUUACCAUUUAUUUAACGGCAUGAUUUCUCAUACCGCCGCACUGUGGCUCGUACUCCGCUUCGAGCUCUGGAUUUGCACCAGCUAUUCGUAAAUCCAUUGUUAAGUCUGUGCGUGUAUGUUCUACCUAAGUCACUACUAGCUAGUUCGUAACUGGUGAUUUCGUAAAUUGGGUUGCACCAUUAAAACUUAAAGAAUGUCUUAGCCAGUAAAAACCCUGGCAGUCGGUAAAUAGGUUGCGAGAAAUCAUCUGUAGCUAUGUCGGAAAAAAUUGGUCAGCUAUGGGAAAUGGAAUUGAUGUUAGCAUCACUAACUUCCAAAAAUGAUACUUUUAGUCAGCCAAACGAUAUAUUACACCUAACAGCCAGUCCUUUAUAAACGUGCAUGAAUACAGAAUUAUGUGUGUCAUAAUUAGUCGUAUCCAUACACUUUACAAUGUGUGAGAAAUAUUCUCAUUACUCUCAAUUUUAGCAUCAAUCUAACAUUAUUGGCACGUUUUGUAAUUUGAGCUAUAAACAACUUCUAAAAACUUAGUAGUUUACAUCAUUAAUAAACAGCAUUUUAUCAAGUGUGUGCAAAAGCAUCGACUAUAACACAUUACCUCUGUUACUGUUCUUUACUUUUCAAUCUAAACGGGUGAUAUAUUAACAAGCAAACAUCAGCUUUGUCACUGAGAUAUGCAACGGUAAACAUAGAUUAUAUUAGCAAGCAAGCAAGCGUUAGCUUUGCCACUGAACUAAGCAACAGUUAGCAUUUAAUAUAUUAGCAAGUCAGCGUUAGCCCUGUCACUGAACUAUGCAGCAGUUAACAUGUAAUAAAUUUGCAAACAAUCGUUAUCUUUGUCACUAAGCUACACAACAAUUAUUAUGUGAUAUAUUAGCAAACUAAUGUUAGCUUUGUCAGUUAGCUACACAACAGUUAAUAUUUGAUAUAUUAGCAAGCUAAUGGUAGCUUUGUCAGUUAACCGCCCAACAGUUAGUAUAUAUAUUUGUAAGUCAAUGCUAGCUUUGCCAGUUAGCUAUGCAACAGCUAUGCCCGUUAGUUACUGGGUGUGAAAAAUCCGUAACAAUUAAUCUCUGUGUACGAACUGGUUUAUGUGGUGCAACCCAUUGUAACUUCGUAAUGCUACAUCUCCACUUGGUGAACACUUCCGUUUUUAAGUUUGAACGUACGGACAGCUGGUGCCAUGACCCCCUGCUCUCUUUUCAGAGGAUCGGAAAAAGAUUUGUUAGGUAUUGUGGAUUCCAACAGAAGACAAAGAAAUUGUCCGGUAGGAAAUGUGCAGUAGUAUUGUGAUAAACAAGGAGUGAAAACUAGGACUGAAGCAGUGUCACGUCUGCGAGAAGGGAGAGAAUCAGUGGUAUGUGUCCAUUAGUCAUAUUAGCCCAUUUGUCAUAUUAGCUAAAAUAAUCAAUCAGAAAAAAAACUUGUCUAAAGUGCUCUUAAUUUUCUUAGCCCAAAAUUAGGGGCUUUAAUUGGAGUAUCUUGUUUUCUUUUUUCUUCUUCUUAGGUUGUUGUUGCUUUUUGUUUUUAUAAUUACUGCAUCUCUCCAAACAAUGUCAUUCUGAUUUGAGUCGGCUUUGAUGAACUACCUCACGCUGAAUUUCUGCCAGAUCUUGCAUAUACUUAGUCUCCUGCAGAAUUAGCUAUCGAAGACGUGUGAAUAACAGAUUCCAUUAUUUAUUUAUUUGAAAGUGUACUAUUUGUUGGUUUCAACAGACUUCUAGUUUUGUACAUUAUGUAUACUUCACCUAGAAGUAAGAGAAUUGUUAUAUGUAUUUUUUGUUCUUUUUUUUUUUUGUUCUUUUUUUUUUUUUUUUUAAUCUAAAUGUGCAAUACCUUCAGCAAACUGUGCUAGUAGUAUGUGAUGGGCCUAGCCUUUGUUAGCUGUCUCCUGAAGGUAAAGAAAAUGUUUGGUACUGUCAAUCCAUGUUUUCCUUUUUUAUGAAUAAGAUCAAUUUUUAGUUCUGUGACUUGUUUAUAGUCAUGAUGUUACGUAAUCAGUCUUACCCACCAAGCCAAUCUGUCUGCCCAGGUGUGAUGCAGAGAGGGGAAGUUCUUUGAGUCGCAACACGGCAAACAGAUUUUGAUUUGGACUGUGGUAAGGACAAUAAUGUUAAUAAACACAAAAAAGAUGAGUAAAUACCUACAAGAAAUCAUUAUAUGUAUGGUGCUGGUUUGUAAUGUUUGCUAGUGAAUCCAGCCAUGCAAGUAGUUUUAAGAAUUCCUGGAUCUGCGCGUCCCAAAAACCGCAACCAACAAAGAAGUGCACUACUAGAAUACAUGCACUGGGAUCUGAUGAUGCCACCUCUUAAAAAAAACAAAACAAAACAAAAAAAACAUGUACUGCAAAUAAAAGAAAUACACUUUGAUUUAUGGUUGUAUGUCUUCUUUUUCCUGUAGUAACAAGUCGCAAAGC